AUGGCUUUCUACUUUGCUCUCCUAAACGUAUCGGCAAAACGAGAAGAUCGUCCAAAUCCACCUCCACUUCACAAGCAGAAACGGCGGCGGCACAGCAUCGCUUCAGUCGAAAGUCCAGUUCUCGAUUAUCGGUUAUUACCAAGGCCUCAAGUCGUCAGAAAUCAGUUUUACCGUGACGAUCAACCAGAUGACGAUCAGAAUGAUGAUGGCAGGCAGCAACAAAGACAGAAUCGCACCUCCCAUAAUCCAGAACAGAAUCGCAGUGCAUCAUCUUCACGUCAGAAUGCGGCCACAACUAGCCAAACAACUCGCGAUCACACUUCAAGGAAAGGCGGGGGCUCCCGAAGCGCUAAGGAGCGACCGCAGUCGAGGUCAGCAAAAAAUGCAGAAGCAGCUUCUGGCGCCGGCAAAAAACUGAAAGUGAGGCAGAAUAGCGAAGGUGCAGUUCUGCACGAGCGGCGGGAACGCCAACAACGGCUUGCUGAACAGGCAGCGCUGAAGCGGGAGUUCGAGGAAAUGCAGGUCGCUACGUCAUCUAGAAGGGAGCAGCCGGAAAGGGAACCCGUGUACAAAAUCAGAAUGAACGGGUCCACAGAACGAGCUCCUGCAAAAGUGGUUGAAACGCCGAGCAAACCGCCAGCGAAGCAGGAAUACAACUGGAGGGCGAAACGACCGAUCGUAGUGAAGCGACGAGUGUCCCCACAGGAAAGUUCGACAAGCGACAGUCGACGAUCGAGCAACCAGAGCAACAAUCGCAGCCCAAUGAAUGACAGUCUGGCCUCAACAAAUUCUUCUCGUCGAACGAGCGAAGCAGUCCAACCAGCACCAGUCCCAUCGCCUUGCUCACCUUGCCAUAUUGAAGUGGAACCACACAAGGUGUCUAACAUCUCGAUGCCUUCAAAGCUUUCUGACAUCCCAAGAUCUGCCACUUUGAAAAAGGUGACGUUCGAGAAUGACAACUCCGAGUAUGUGGUCAGCAGCGCUUUUUUAGGCGAUCGCAGAGUGCUGGUUCGUCGCGGCAGUGGCUCUGCGGUGCUUCGGCGGUCGAUCGCCCAGCAACUGUCACCGUCUACAGUCCCAACCACCACACUUCUUCCGUUCGCUCAAGGAACCGCAGCGCUAGCAGGUCUCGCUUAUGGCGCUGCAUUGUGGGCACCAUUUUCCGGGGAAAAAGAAGUCACUCCCGAUCGGCAGAACGUAACCAACGAUGCCAUCGAAGAGACGUCUAGGCGGAGCCGCUCGCGUGGGCUUUUGCGACGUCGAUCUACGUCGGACAGGCAGGUCGUGUAUGGAUUUCAGAACCAAGGAUUUCGGUUCGUCGAUGAUGGAACACCUCAGUGUGAGAUUGCAAGAACUCCCUCUGGGGCCACUCUGGUUCCAUUUGCCGGAUAAAACAUCUACGAUGUCAACGAAUCUGCUACUUUCUCGACCGUAUUCCGCUUUCCGUCUGUGAUGAAAAAUUCGAAUGCUUGUGAAUAAUGUGAAUAAAUAAAUGUUAAUCUGUU
Molecule: messenger RNA, 1505 nt
Organism: Cylicocyclus nassatus
Lineage: Eukaryota; Metazoa; Nematoda; Chromadorea; Rhabditida; Strongylidae
Source: the annotation of a GenBank genome assembly